This is a messenger RNA of Amphibalanus amphitrite, 2701 nucleotides long. RefSeq names its product mucin-1-like. Lineage: Eukaryota; Metazoa; Arthropoda; Thecostraca; Balanomorpha; Balanidae. The record is from RefSeq and is a predicted model, not a curated record. The transcript is spliced from 8 exons. The coding region runs from base 494 to 2509 and encodes 671 amino acids.
GUGGCGAGCUGGCUCGUGUGAUGGCUAUCCUUGCGGUGUGCUGGGAGCGCCUCCUCCAGAGCACGGCGGACCGGUCCGGCGGGCUGUGAGCGACCUCCGGGAGGCUGAGGGGCCGCCAGCGGCGCCCACGAGCUGGCAGUCAGAGCAGGACCCGCCGCCGGGCAGCACGGCCGCGCUCUCGAGGACGGUCCGCUGUCGCCGCGUCUGUCCGUCUGUCCGCCGGUCGUCUGUCCGUCUGUCCGUCGGUCGUCUGUUCGUCUGACGAGUGUUGACGAGGCUCGCCACCUCUUGUUGAUUAGUCGCGACCUGUGGAUAGCAGUGGAGAGGGCGGAUCCUCAGGACAUCGCCUUCUGCCAGGCUACCCAACUAGGAACAACGGCUUCUCGGCAAUUGUGAUCAGGGAGGAACACAGGAGCUGACUGGAAGAACUGUCACUGGCCAGCCACGCGCGAAUAGCUGAUUCUGCCGUCCUGUUCGUCUCACUGCAGCCGCGAUGCCACCUGCAACACCUAAAGGCACAUCGUGCCGUGUGGCACCAGUCACGCUGGUGCUGGCGUUGGUGUUGGUGACGCCGCUGGUGCCUGUGGUGCAGUCUGAACCGGCCUAUAGACAGUCGGCCUUCCUGCCACCGCUGGGUCGCAGCGCGCAGGGCCGAUACCAAGGACCCAGCCAGGUACAGCACAUCGUCCAUGUUCCAGAUCAGCGCAGCAACGGCUUCAACGGGUUCAGCUCCGGCGGCGGCAGCGACGGCUCCGUGGUCAUCAGCCCGCUCGGCACGGGCUCAACGUCCAGCUACAGCGACCGGCCCGGGCUCAGCCGGGGUCCGGUCAUCACAAUAUCCGGGUUCGGCGGCACCAUCACCAUCUCUCCGGGACCGGUCACCAGCACCGGCACCAGCACAGGCACAACCUCUAUCCAUACUGGCACCGGCUCGAACCCCGCGUAUGUCUCCGACUCGGGAUCUGACUUCGGAUCUCAGCUGAACACGGGAGGCGGCAUCGUGACGAGCUCUACCUACGACGGCACCACCGGCGGUGGCACAUUCAUCUCAAGCUCUCUCGGCGACUCUAGUCCUAAUCCUCCUCAGAAUGAAUUUGUCUCCGGCCCUGAGUUGACCACCUACAGCGGGUUUGAUUCUGGAACACAGUCAACCUCUGGUUUUAUCGAUGGAACGAAUUCCAACUCCCAGUUUCUGACUAGCACUGACGUUAACUCUGGCUUCAUAGGCACACCUACCCCUAAUUUCAACACAGGAUUUCAUCAAAACUCUGACAUCGGCUUUAGUCAUUCCACAAUCUCAGAGCCUAGGAAGAUCACAAACUUCGUUAGCGGACCCGACUCUAGCUUCACAACCACCAUCUCCAAGACACCCGCCUUUACCAGUCUAUCCCACAGCUCCGACACCAUCCCUGCAACCAGCUUCGACAGCCAGCGUGGGAGCACCGUUGGAACCAGUUUCCUACCGCACACGAGCAUCACAACCACGGGUACAAGUCGCAGUGUGGGAGUGAGCAGCCCACAGGAUACCUCGUCUAAGGUGCCGAAAAGCACCGUGUUCGGCCCCAACUUCGGCAAGCUGCCCGGUCACUCGCGCAGAAAGUUGUGCAAGAAGAUCGUGGAUCUGGAGGCUGAGUUCGACCUGAGGCUCAUCCCGUACAACAUCCCAGUCAUCGGCCCGGAGGUGCCGAGCACCGGCUGUCCCCGGGACCAGAUCCGGUUCGGCAGUCUGGACGGACCCUGUAUCCGCGCCCUUGAGCGAGGAUCCUGCAGCGAAAACCAGUGGAUCCUGUUCGACAACGUCACCAAUGUGGGGACGUGUCAGGAGCGGCUCUGCCCUGUCGGAACGGCCUUCGUGGAGGCGGAUGGGCUAUGUCACGACCAGUUCGAGGUCGACUUUUGUCCAGGUGACCGGCUGAUUCAGGUGACCGCCUCCGGCGAGUCUGUGUGCGGCUGCGACGACGGCUGGUACCCGGACCGCUGCGGCGUCUGCCAGCUCAUCUUCAGCCACGACGGCUGCCCGUCCGGGCUGGCGCACCAGUUCAACACGCGCUUCGAGUUCCGCUGUCUGCCCACACCGUGCCCGAGGACCCGGCCCGUCCAGCUGCCUGGCGGGAAGGGAUGCUCCUUCUUCGGAGGGUUCUGCGAGCGUACCGAGAACAACGUCACCGUGCCGGGCGUCUGGGGUUUCCUCACCGACUCGCUGACGGUCGCCUGCAUCUCCGACGAGGCGACCGUGUCGCGUCGCCGGCGUGACGUCACGGAGGUGUCCGAGCCCGACACGACCCCGGGUCACAGCGGCGCGCGCUUCCGACGUGCCGUGUUCGGCGGAGGAGCGCCCGUCAACAGUUGUCAGCCAGGAGCCCGCUCCGACUUCAACGCCGCCUGCCGCAGCGCGGCUGUGCCCGCCAGGAGCCGUCGGGCCACGUCGACGAACGCUCCCACCUGUCCGAGGGGAGGAUCGAUGGUGAACGGAAAAUGCUCAGGAGGCGGAGAUGACCUGGGCAAAUGAAGGAGAUAAAAAACUACGGACAAUGCAACAAUCGACAACACGUCUGGAGAGAAAAUGUCGGAGCGGGGUAGUCUUUGAAGAUGAAGUGCACUGGCAUAUUAUGCUAUUAUCCUACUUGUGUGCCAUAUUCAUAUGUGUACGGUUAUGAUUCCUUUGUAUGAUAUGCCUCCAUGUAAUAUAAUGGUGUUUUGU